Molecule: messenger RNA, 1478 nt
Organism: Hevea brasiliensis (rubber tree)
Lineage: Eukaryota; Viridiplantae; Streptophyta; Magnoliopsida; Malpighiales; Euphorbiaceae
Product: deoxyhypusine hydroxylase
Exons: 7
Coding region: 319-1230 (303 amino acids)
Biological process (GO): peptidyl-hypusine biosynthetic process
Molecular function (GO): deoxyhypusine monooxygenase activity
Source: RefSeq, a predicted model, not a curated record
ACAGUUUUUUAGAAUUCUAACAAUUAUUUAUUGUAGAACAAAUUAUUUUCGUCUUAAAAAAUGUAGUGUUUGGUUAUUAGUUUUCGCAGCCUGACAGAAGGAAAAGGCAAGUGGAAGAAAUGAGAUGUUUAAAAAGUGUAUAAAAUAUCAGCACACUGGAAGAGAAUCGGAUUCUGGGGGCUUGGUGGCGCUGCAAAAGCAAGCUCGAGCUGCAUUUUAGCACCACCCAACAGGCCAAGUGACCAUCACCAUUAACAACUUCGCCGACUCAUUGGUUUCUUGACCGCCACUACCACCAUAAUCGAAUCCGUAUCCAACAUGGAGCAAUUUCUUUGUGAUCGGUUGCUCGACCUGACGCAACCCAUCUCCGAGCGGUUUAGAGCGCUCUUCUCACUCCGCAACCUCAAAGGCUCCGCUCCCCGUAACGCCCUUAUUCACGCAACAAGGGACUGUUCGAAUUUGCUGGCACAUGAGGCAGCAUUUGCAUUGGGUCAAAUGCAAGAUUUUGAAGCUAUUCCUGCUUUAGCAGCUGUUCUAAAUGAUCUUUCUUUGCAUGCUAUUGUUCGCCAUGAGGCUGCAGAAGCUCUUGGUGCCAUUGGUUUAGAGAGCAAUAUUCCUCUUUUGAAGAAUAGUUUGAGUGUAGAUCCAGCUCAGGAAGUUAGAGAAACUUGUGAACUGGCUCUCAAGAGAAUUGAGGAAAUGAAUGCUACAGGCACUUGUGAAGAAUCGUCUACAAUCGAAAAAUCACCCUUUAUGUCAGUUGACCCAGCUGCUCCAGCUUCUUCUUGUUCUUCUGUUGAUAUGCUGAGGGAAGGUCUUUUGGAUGAAGAAAAGGGCAUGUAUGAGCGCUAUGCUGCUCUUUUUGCUCUUAGAAAUCAUGGCGGGGAAGAAGCUGUUUCUGCUAUAGUUGAAUCCCUGAGAACGAAAAGUGCUUUGCUUAAGCACGAGGUUGCUUAUGUUUUGGGCCAAUUGCAGAACAAAGCUGCUUCAGCUGCACUUAGCAGAAUACUUAAGGAUGUAAAUGAGCAUCCAAUGGUUAGACAUGAGGCUGCUGAAGCUCUUGGUUCUAUCGCUGAUGAACAAAGUAUUGCACUCCUCAAGGAAUUUUCGAAGGAUCCUGAGCCUAUUGUAUCACAAAGCUGUGAAGUUGCUCUGAGCAUGGUAGAAUAUGAAAGAUCAGGAAAAUCAUUUGAGUACUUGUUUAUGCAAGAUCCUUUAGCGCAAGCGUAGAUGAAUCAUGCAUCUUCUGGAAACUCCCUUACUAAUCAAUGUGCCAGUUUCAAUUCAGCUAAUGGACACAUUCUUUGUGAAGGCAGUGUUUGUGGGAAAGAGUGUCAUGAGAAUAACAGAAUAGAACUAUGAGAAAAUCAUAUACAAUAAGAACUGGACGUUUUCGAGUUGUGUUGAUUAUUCUUGUAAUGAUUGUAUUCUGUUGGUGACGUGGGAUCUAAUCACAGUAAAUUUUGGUAUGACUAAAA